CAUACAUUUUUCGAUCUAGCUCCCUUGACCGAGGCAGCCUCUUCAUUUCCGGCCUCGCAAGCGAGCCCUAAUUAAUUAUCUUUUUCAAUUUGAUUAUAUAUAUAUAUAUAUAUAUAUUUAUGGCCUCGAGCUCCAUGUCAUCAUCGUCGUGGACAGCUAAGCAAAACAAGCAAUUCGAGGAGGCCUUGGCCAUGUUCGAUAAGGACACGCCGGACAGGUGGCAUAACAUAGCAAGAGAGGUUAGCGGAAAAUCUGCCGAUGAAGUUAAAAGGCAUUACGAAGCCUUGGAAAAGGACAUUAUGAAGAUCGAAAAUGAUCAAGUUCCGAUCCCUAAUUACCGCUCCGUCACUAACGGCCGUGCCGGCUAUGGCAGCCGAGGAUAUUGAAGAAACAUAUAUAUAUAUACAUGUAUAUAUGUGUAUGGCUACCAAAGUGUGACGGCGACGGCGACAACGACGAUGACGACGCACAGUGUGCAUGUGUAUAAUUAAGCUAAUUAAUUAUUAAGGUUGCAACGGCUGCUUGAAGUUAAUUAGGAGAAGUUGUUUGGAAUUGAAGAUGUUCAUCGAUCAUAUAUAUAUAUAUAUCCUCAAUGUCAGUUUGAUUUGUGCAUUAUAAUUAAUUAAGGUUGUUUUAAUUUGGUUGCACUGUUAGAAUUGAAGAAGAGACUAAUGUGUAAGUGUUAUCCAUGAAUUAUAUAUGUCAUUUUAUAAGACGCAUCGUUCAUAUAUAUAGAUAUACAUACACUGA
This is a messenger RNA of Andrographis paniculata, 750 nucleotides long. Its product is annotated as protein RADIALIS-like 4. The record is from RefSeq and is a predicted model, not a curated record. Bases 120 to 386 code for a protein of 88 amino acids. Gene Ontology annotation, molecular function: DNA-binding transcription factor activity. Lineage: Eukaryota; Viridiplantae; Streptophyta; Magnoliopsida; Lamiales; Acanthaceae. The transcript has 2 exons.